Cydia splendana is the source of this 1415-nucleotide messenger RNA. RefSeq lists its product as uncharacterized. The transcript has 3 exons. The record is from RefSeq and is a predicted model, not a curated record. Bases 79 to 1347 code for a protein of 422 amino acids. Lineage: Eukaryota; Metazoa; Arthropoda; Insecta; Lepidoptera; Tortricidae.
AAUAAAGACAUUUCCUUUGAAGGAAAAUUAUCCACAUGGAGAGACAUCGUGGAUGUAUACGAAACGGACUGCAAUAAUAUGGAAACAAGAAUGCUGCAUAAGUUAAAUGACCAGCAUGUGAUACCUGAAAAAAUUAAAAAGAUGAAGGUCAAGAACUGUGUAAAAGUAUUUAGUUACACACUGUCUUCGGCUCUAUCUUACACAGCCAACUUCUCUCACUAUGCGGACGGCAGACCUGUGAGUGAAACAUUAAGAAACACUGCUGAAACAGUUUUGUUCUUUGAUAAAUUGUUUGAUAGCAUCAACGGAUCAGCAACCUAUUCACAAAAGAAAGGAAAAGAGCUACGCUGUGCAGUGACAGAAAAAUCUAAGCACCAUGAAUUUUGGCCGGAGAGCAUCGAGAAACUGGAAAAAAUUAAAUAUGUAGAUUCCAAGGGAAAUCCGAAAUCCGUGCCUUCCUUAAAAAACUUUAUUGCCACGGUAAAAACAUUCAUGAAGCUGUGGCAGUUUUUUAAGAGCAAAAAUAUGACAAUAAUGCGCCCAAGGUUCUUCAAUUCAGAUCCAAUUGAAAACUUCUUUGGCCAAGUCAGGGCCUAUAAUUAUAGGAACAACGACCCCAACUGCCACAGUUUCAAGAACACCUUUAAAUCAUUAUUGAUUACUAGAAUGAUAAAGUUUCAUGGUGACGCUAAUAAUUGUGAGGAUGACUCGGCAGACCAAAUAAUUAAUUUAAAAUCAUUAUUUGAAGAUAGUGAAACUGCUAGGGUCGAGCCGGGUCAUCCCAAAGUAGGAGAUGUAGAAGAUACUGUAGAAGAGGCCCAACGGGAGCAACUAAAUGUUCUCCAUUCGCGAGCGUACACUGCUGGAUGGGUGGUAACAAAAACAAUGCAGAAAUAUAAUAAUCAAUGUGACAGUUGCAGAAAAAGCCUUACUACUAAAGAAGGCGCAAUCCACAAAUGGAUUCAUCAAAGAGAGUAUGAUGCCGCCACGAAACGCCUUACUUACCCAUCCAGAGGUGCUGUUCGGUGUUUCGGUACAAUUAUUAAAGAAACAAACGGAUUCUUGGAACACCGAGCCCAUGAAUUAAAUCUGACGGCCAAAAUUAUGGAAAAAAUUUUGUUCAACAAUCCAUUUAGUUUCUUUAAAUGUACCACACACCGUGAAAUUUUGUCAUAUUUUAUUUCCGUGACAGUAAAGUUCUCGAUUACAAAUUGGUGCAAUAACAUUAAUAAAAUAUUAAAAGGAACGGAUAUUGUGCGGAUAAAAAACCGCACUUUGCCUGCGAUGCAGCAGAAAGCUUUUUUAAAAUAUAAGAAAAGACUGAGGAAUAAAUCGUUUAAUAAAUAAAAUUGUGUUUUAUUUAAAUUAUUGCGACAAGUGUAGUUCCCGGCAUUUAAAUUGAACACUGACUCAAU